This is a messenger RNA of Plodia interpunctella (Indianmeal moth), 3734 nucleotides long. Its product is annotated as ribosome quality control complex subunit TCF25-like. Lineage: Eukaryota; Metazoa; Arthropoda; Insecta; Lepidoptera; Pyralidae. The record is from RefSeq and is a predicted model, not a curated record. Gene Ontology annotation, cellular component: RQC complex. The transcript is spliced from 13 exons. The coding region runs from base 183 to 2126 and encodes 647 amino acids.
AUACCUGCCUACUAACUACUAUCUUACCAACUAUAGACUACUAAGGUAAGUAGGUACCUACUAAAUAAAAGUGUGUUGUGCGUGCAGUGCGUGCAGUCGAAUAGUUGAAUCGACACGAGUGUUUUUCAUACGUUAUAAAAACCAAGAAUUAAAUUUUUGUAUCUUCAUCAUUUCUAGGCAUUAUGUCUACGCGAAAUAUUAGGAAAUUUGUUGGUGGCAACGUGCUUCCGCCCCCAGAUUCAGAUGACUCCGAUUAUGAGCCACUGUAUGCCACUUCUAAAAAAGUAACAAAAAAUCCAACAGUCAACCCAUUUGAGGGGUUAUGCCCGUCAUCUGAUUCUGAACAAGAAAAGGGCCGCGAAGAUAAUGAAGAAUCAGACGAAGAAAUCAAACUUGACAAAAAGACAAAAAGAAAAAAUUUAAAGAGAAAGAAACAACAGAAAAUGCGGGGCAGCAAAGUAUUUGAGAUGGAUGAAAUUGACCAAAGUGUAAAAGAAAUCAACGAUCUACUUGGUGCUCCCCCUCCGGCGCCGGAGCCUGUGGUGGAGGAAGCAAAGAGUAUUCAAGAUAUAUUGUUUGGCAUCAAUUACAAAAAUUUAAACCCUUCAUAUGAAUUGAGAAGACUAUUAGGUCCUGACUUAGAAGAGGAAGCCAGAAAUAGAAAGCGCGGUCGUCAUUAUUCUAUCAACAAACGAGGCCUGGUAAUUCCAGUCGAAGAAAAGUUCCGAAGAGUUGGAUUGACGAUGUCAAUGUUAACAGCGGAAAAAGUAGAUGGAUGUUCUUUCUUCUCCAUAGACCACGACGAAACAUACAGAAAACACCACAAGAUGUUUUUGAGUAUCAUCGUAACAGCAAGGGAUGACUUCCCGGAUUUAAAUGUAAAUGAAGCAGUAGAAUUUAUGCACGUCGAAAAAAUAUUGCAGAUUACGGAUAUCCUGUUUGCUAUGGAGGAGUACGAUCGAGCCAAAAAGCUGAUAGAAAAAGUUGUGGCAUACCUGUUGUUUAUUUCACACCCACUGUUUCGAAUGUGUGAUAGAUCCGUGCGACUUGAAUAUAAAAUAUUGGAGAAUCGUGUGUACCACGUGGCUAUGUUGAAAUAUAUUUACGUGUUGACCAACAGUGCCUGCCACCGCACUGCCCUAGAGCUAUCCAAAGUUCUCCUUAACAUAGAUCCCACAGACCCUCUAGCGAUGAUUAUGCUUGUGGAUAUGCUGGCUCUGCGCGCUCGCGAGCAUCAGUGGCUGGUGGAUCUGGUCGAAUACUGGAGGAAUACCAGAGGCGCCGAUUACAUGUUCAACCUUCUAUACUCGUAUGCACUUGCAAAAUUCCACGUUAUUAAGAAGCAAAAAGGUGACAUGGCCGAAGCGGACGCUGCGUUACAUUUCGCAAUGAAAAGAUUCCCUUCCGUUGUGCCAGAGCUGUUCAAAGUGACCAACAACAAGAACCAACAGAUUGACAACUGCGAAAUGUUCCAGGAUAAACAAAAUAUGUCGCGAAGCGUGAAACUCUUGUGGAAUGAUUUACUGAAAUAUUAUACGCUGUUUACUGCGUCCAAAUGGCGGGAACCGGAGGUGUGGACUUGGUUCUCGAAGAAUGCUGUGGUGAUGACUCAACAAUAUGAUAACGACGAGGAAAUCCAAAAAUACGUGAAAACGUUCGCGUCCCAGCGUGCCACCUUCCUCCGCCGCCUGCCGCAGCAAGUCGUGCGACACUUCCAAGUCAUCAAAUUUAUGAAUAACUUCGUUUUCGACGAGGUUAUAUUCACAAUGAGGCCGGGCGUGGCCAGCUACAACCCGGAGCCGUGGCCCACAGAGGACAUCAACAGAUAUAAAUACAGAUUCACGCCGCAGCUCCAGAUGAAUCAGCACACCUUCGGUCUCUUUGGUGAUCUCGUCCGCUCCCUCGCGCCAGAGUUUGUGGCAGUGCCACAAGUGAUACAUGAGCAACAGGACGAGGCGGCAGGUGGACACGAGGAGAACGGCGAAGGGGAAGGUGAACACACUUUUGGUGACUUGUACAACGCCAUAUGCCAAAAUUUACUCCAGACUGUUGGCCCCGACGUUGACGUCAACCUUUUGCCGACAGAGGAAGACGAUCGUUGGGAUUUUGUCCUCCCUGACAACUAAUGAAACGACUAGACUAAUAAUUGCACCGGAAACUGCAGCAAACGUCUCACUAUUCAUUACUUUUUUUUAUAUCAGAUAGAUUAUUAUUCAUUUAUACUUUCGAGUUUAUAUUUACAAACUUCGUCUGCAUGAUAAAGCGUAAGAAAGAUCUAUUUUUGAAGAUCAAUAGGCAAUAUUCCGUCUUUUACAUUUUUUAUAGCAUACUUUUCAUAUGCAUCAAUCUACUUUUGCUUGCCGCUUCGUUCGGUCCCAAGUCAAUAUCACGCAAAUUAUCAUAUAAUGUGUUGUUUUAAAAUCUAAACUUGUGUUCCUGGAACACACAUUUGGUCCCCCAAAUGCAAGCAAAAGUUUAUUAACCAUAUAAUUAUUAUGUCUUUAAAUUAUAUUUAGAUUUUUAUUUAAUAGAAAAUAUUAAAUAGUACCUACGCGAAGUUGUAAUUUUACGCAGAUGGCGGCACCAAAGUCAUUUGUUACCAUGGUGCUCAAGUCGAAACAUUUGACGUGCUUCGAAAGUUUUGGUCAAUGUCAAAAUACGUUGUUUAAAUCAUGGUAUCAUUAGUAAGUACUACGGAGUACCUACUAAUUCCAUGGUUUAAAUCUUAUACUAGUGCUGCAUUCUGACGUUAUAACAUAAAAGUAAUAUUUCCUAUUUUUAAAGGUUUUUUUUAUUUAGAAAGGAGUAAGAUUCCUUUUCUCUGAAUAAAAAAAAUCUAUGCGAUAGAUUCGAAGUGCGCUCAAGGAUUCAAACAAUCCGUUUUGAUUUAUAUACAUAUAUUUCAUGAACACUUUCGUUUCCUUAGUCACAUUUUUUGAAUUCAAUUCAUGCAUUGUAACAUAGAAUUUCUAUCACUGUCAAAUGUAUUGAAAAUUCGCUUUCGUUAUUAAAUUUCUGCAUAUAUACAUUUUUUCGAUAAUUUCAUGGGAAAAACUGGUAAAUAUAAUUGAUAAAAUAAGAAUAUGAACAUGAAUUCUGAACAUUGAAACAACCUGGCCACAAUAAAAUAUUUUAUCAAGAUAUAAUCUAUUAAUCGGUACAACUAGACCCUUUAAAGUAAAUUUAUAAAAUCGACAGUGGCCGCGUUGUCUUGGAUGACACGAUCAUUUCUUAGCAGUAAGAAAUUGCAUAAUAAAUAAAACGUAUUCCUACACUCUGAAAUUCACCGAGACGCUGUGUGAUCACAAAACCUUUUCACUUUACCAUAUCAUGCCCUUCCUCAUUUAUUUCAUAUAUCAUGCUAUGCUUUUCAAUUAAUCUAUUCGCAUUAAAGUAAGUAUUUACCUACCUAUUAUGCUUUUAAAUUGCUUCAUCACAGUCAUAAGGAUAUGGUUUUUCCUACUAAUACUUAACAAUUAGCGUUAUAAGCAUAGAUUUAGUAUUGUAAUAUGGUUAUAACCACGUUGGACGUUUAUUUUAAUAUGAUAUCUGCUAGUAUGAACUGUUUUUCAAAUAUAUGUAUUUUAAUGAUUUGAUUUAUUUGCAAUUUCAGCGCGGUAGUGCCAUCAACGAGUUUUCGUCCACGGAUCGGCGCUUAUUCAGAUAGUAGUAAUAAUAAGUCGCAUAAUAUGAAGUUGACCCGUUCAAUAUUUAAAUAAAUGUAUUGUUCCAUC